Messenger RNA from Aureobasidium uvarum, 624 nucleotides. NCBI's taxonomy places the organism in Eukaryota, Fungi, Ascomycota, Dothideomycetes, Dothideales, Saccotheciaceae. The record is from the annotation of a GenBank genome assembly.
AUGCAGAGAUCUCACGCUACUCCCAGUUCUUCUGGCGGCAAAGCCAAGCAGGCAAUGUCCCCUGGAAAGUCACCUGGCAAGUCACCAGUCAAGUUGCCCUCGAAACCUAUCUAUCGCCAACUCCCACCUAUUCCGCUCUGCAAGUGCCGCGAUCGUGUGGAAGAGUCGACCUUUGCACAGGGCGAGAGACUCGAGUGGCCUCUUGUUCGCGAAAAGAUCCUGCGUGUCUUUCCUCGUUCCUCCAACCCCAUCAUGCCCUGCGAAUGGGGUCAAAAACUUGUCAGACAAGAUGCCGACGGUCGCACUUGGGAGCUUCACUACCUGGAACUCAAGGAGUGCAUCACCGCACCUUCCUAUAUGCCUGUUGCACCUCAUGCUCUACCCCAAGUAUUGCUCCGUGGAGAGAGCGCAACCAGAAUGUCUGAUGCAUUGGAGAGCGUCAUGAACAUCUUGGACCAGAUGCCCCACGACUGGAGAUACGACACCAACACCAAGCUUCCCAUCCAUGCCGAGGAGUUCCCUGCCUUCGAGAUCAACUGCUCUAUGUGUGGACUUCCUCGUAAGGAUCCAAGAUAUCUUCCGUCCAAGCCCCAGACCAGCCACAAGCUCAAUCUCAAGCGCUAA